Molecule: messenger RNA, 1456 nt
Organism: Sipha flava (yellow sugarcane aphid)
Lineage: Eukaryota; Metazoa; Arthropoda; Insecta; Hemiptera; Aphididae
Exons: 5
Coding region: 492-1415 (307 amino acids)
Source: RefSeq, a predicted model, not a curated record
UUAUCUUUAGAGGAUAGAUGACAAACAAUGCAAGUACGAACCAUAGCUUGAAGACAAAUGAUAAUUCGUACAGAAUCGGGAAUACUUCAAUUUGUAAAAAUGUUAAAUAAUUUUAAAAUAAAAUGCGUUAACAAUAAAAAUAUUUGUUAUCAUCAUAGAUAUCUUCUAUUAUCAUUAUGAAAUAAAACCCCUUGCUAAAGUGAGUGCACUAUAUAAAAGCAGUCUAUCUCUCAUCCACAUUCCGGACCGCGACCCCUUGUAUUGUUAAUAUAUGAUUGGCCUAUCCAUUCUUCUAUUAUCUAUGGAUCCGACCCAUAGAGUAAUAUUACUCUAUGAUCCGACCUUAUCUUUUAAGACCGUGCUCUAUGGUAUGAUUAGCAAAAUUCAUAGAUAAUAGAAGUCCAUUAUCUAUGGAAAAAUGAUUUAUUUAAAAAAAACGUGGAGUAAUAGUAUAUGAAGAAGAUAUAGAUAAUGUAUUUACUAUUGAAGACAUGAAAAACUUAGCUUUAGAAAUUAAACACAGAAGAAAAGUUACUAUCAAACAUUUAAAAGUUUUAAAACAUGCUUUGCUGAAUGGUCAAGAAUUUAUUUUAUCAUUUUAUCAAAUUCAAGGGGCUGUUGAUUCUUUACUUCAUUUUAUGUCAAGUAAAAACGAAGGUGUACAAUUAGCUGCUAUUGAAUGUAUUUGUAAUAUGGCAUUGGGUGAUAAAAAAACAUGUAUCAAAUUAACAAAAAUAAUAACUCCAUACUUGAUGAUUUAUAUUAAUAGUUGGAAUUUUAACUUAUCAUGCAUGUCUAUUUGGACUCUUGGCAAUUUGUGUGACUCUAAUGAGGAGUCUUGUAAACUGCUUCAAAAUCAAAAUUUCUUUUGUACCUUAAUCGAAUCCUUAAAAAAUUCAACUUGUGAUGAAGUCAUUUUAAAUACCUUUUAUGCCUUAAAACUUUUUCUUAAGACUUAUAUUUACCAAUUAGAGAUUGAAGAACUCAAUAAAUUACUUCUUGUAUGUUUUGAACGCUUAAAUUUUUGGAAAGAAUCAUUUUGGAUUGUGUACCAAAUUUCUUGUCGUCAUGACUGUGAUUUAUUAAAUGCAAAUUUAAUAAAACAGUUAUUUUUCAGUGUUCAAGAUGAAGAUAUUAUUGAUAUAAAAUGUUUAGUAGCUAUUUUAAGAACAAUUGGCAAUAUUGUAGCUAAAGAUAAUAGUAGUUAUUCAGCUAAUGAAAUUAUAAUUGGAUUGAAAAACAGUGGACCUUUUAUAAGAAAUAUAUUAAUAAAAAAUAGACAGAUAAACUUAAAUGAUGAAUGUGCUUGGGUUUUAGGCAAUGUUUUCAAUGUAUUGCAAAUUACUGAGCUUCAUAAUAAUAAUUAUAUAACCGCAGAAGACUUUAAUGAAAUCUGUAAUUACCUUUUUGUUUAAAUUGCAUUUUAAGAACAAUUAAUAUAUUGACUAACUGUAUA